ACCAGCUGAGACAUGGAAUAUUUGAGGCUUACUCCGGUAUACUGCAUGGUAUGAAGGAAAAGCUCAGCUGAUGCUACCUUAUGCAAGCCAUCUAUUUCAGUUCACAGAAGCUGUCUACAAAGACCCAAGCAGGUGCUCAUCCAGUGCAACACUGUCAAGAUGUGUUUUCUUUGUGAGAAAUUUAAAGUGCGAUGCUCUAACUGAAUCCUUGGCGGUGUUAUGAUUUCAACAUCGUUCAAAAUUAUGCUGCGCCAUCAGUAUUAAGUAAAGAUGGGGCAUAACUAGUGUGAGAUCUGGGCCAUUGGAUGUACUUCAUGUGGUGCAGAUUGGUUGAGGCGUGGUUCCAGCCACUUUGUAGGUGAUAUUAGAACGUUCUGUUCAAUAUGUCAAGAGAGACACGGUUAGUAGCAAGUAUAAUCUGUUUCCACAGACAACUUGUAUUCCACCUUGUACUGCUGGUGUUUUUGUUUGAGUUGAUUCUCCAAUUUUGGAGCUUGCCAUCAGGAAAGCAGAGAAAGAAGGCAAUUGGAUUUUAAUCUUUUGUUGAUAUGGUAGCAAAAGCUUGGCCAGAGCUUGUGCCGGAUGUUCAUCAUCAACGCCAGUUAGGGGUUCAGGCUCCUGUCGAACUCAUGUCAUCAGCCAUACGGACCUGCAUGUAUUUGAUAGUUUGCUCAAUCAGAUUUAUGCCUUCAACCACAGCUAAGGCUACCACACUACUUCAUUGAGAUUUCUUUACUACAGGACAUGGAUUAAUAAUAUCCAACAAUACAGUCAUGCUUUCUUAUAUUUACUUUCAGUUCUAAAUACAUUUGUGAUUUUCUAUAUGCUGUCUUACUAAACUGUGUGUGCUAAACCAACCAUAUGGUAUAUAGAAAGGAUUCUACAAUGUUAGCUUAUAUUGCAAACUCUUGAAAAUAUGCGGUCAUUUUACUGUUUUUGCCGUGAACUUGGGGAGCUUGGGACAGAGUAUGGUGUCAAUAAUCAGUAUAUACCAGAACAAUAUUUUUGUGAUAUUGUAUAUACUGACUUAGUGAUAGUGGAGUAUUUACCACAUUUUUUCCAUGGACUUUAUACUGCAUUUUUGAAGGGGAGCCUUGGCGCAGUGGUAAAGCUGCUGCCUUGUGACCAUGAGGUCAUGGGUUCAAGUCCUGGAAACAGCCUCUUACAGAAAUGUAGGGAAAGGCUGCGUACUAUAGACCCAAAGUGGUCGGACCCUUCCCUGGACCCUGCGCAAGCGGGAGCUACAUGCACCAGGUUGCCCUAAGUUGAUAUGGUAGCAAAACUGACGACAACAUUGUUCUUCUAAAUGGAGGAGGAAACUAGCGCCACCUCAUCCUCGACACACUUGACAUGCCCAACCAAUGUGCAUAGUGUACCAACCAUCUCAGGUGAAUUGUUGGCAUCGAGAGUGCUAAUCUCUCUGGUUCUUCAUGACAAUAUGUUAUCUUCACAUCUGUCAGAAUAAAAUAAAAUGGAAGGGUGAUGGUAACUGUUAUGAAGUGAAGCCUGGAUUUAUCUCCAUUUUGCGCGUUGACCUGUCGAAGCACACGAGUAAUUGUGCUAGAUGGAGGAUUAUCUGCAAUUUCUCCAUGAUGCAUUUCAAAGGGAUUUGCUACUAAAACUUAUAAAUGAUCUGGUUGAAGGAAAAUGAAUAUGGGCGACGUCGGCUGCUAACUGGAUCAAUGAAAACCCAGAGAAUUAGAAAAUGGAAAUGGAUUGCUGUGCUUCUUCCGUCAGUCGAAGCACGGAUGGUUGACUCCGUGGCCAGUGGCUACUAGUACAUCUACAAGUACUCAUCCAACUGACACUAGCGCUGCGUUGAGCUGUCUCCCGCCCCGGCCUGGUAGAAUCGCCUCUUGGUCAAACUCGAGCUCUGCACGCCGUUGAAUAUGCCAGGAGGGGGAGGAGCUCUGGCGGUGGGCGCCGGCGUCAGCGCCGGCGUGGCCUCCGGCUACAGCAGCGAGAUCACGUUCACGGUGGUGAUGAGCUGCCUCAUGGCGGCCUCCGGCGGGCUCAUUUUCGGCUACGACAUCAGUAUUACAGGCGGGUUGACGCAGAUGCGGUCGUUCCUGGAGGCCUUCUUCCCGGAGAUCAUCAAGAAGGUGGAUAGCGCGCAGCAGGACGCCUACUGCAUCUUCGACAGCCAGGUGCUCACCACCUUCGUCUCCUCGCUCUACCUCGCCGGCGUCUUCGCCUGCCUGGUCGCCGGCCACGUCACGAGGAAGGUGGGCCGGAGGAACUCCAUGCUCAUCGGCGCCUCGUUCUUCUUGGUCGGCGCCAUCCUCAACUGCGCCGCUGUCAACAUCUACAUGCUCGUCAUCGGCCGCAUCUUCCUCGGUUUUGCUGUUGGCUUCACCAACCAGUCCGCACCUGUGUACUUGGCGGAGAUCGCGCCGGCGCGGUGGCGCGGGGCGUUCACGAGCAUCUUCCACUUCUUCCUCAACGUGGGUAUGUUCGUGGCCGACCUGGUCAACUACCGCGCCAACACAAUCCCAGGGUGGGGUUGGCGCCUCUCCCUCGGCGUUGGCAUCAUCCCGGCCGUCGUCAUCCUCGUCGGCGCCGUCUUCAUCCCGGACUCGCCCAACAGCCUCGUGUUGCGCGGGAAAGUCGACGAGGCCCGCCACUCACUGCGUCGGAUCCGCGGGCCGGCCGCUGACGUCGACGUCGAGCUCAAGGACAUCAUGCGUGCCGCGGAGGAGGGCGGCCGACACAAGUCCGGCGCAUUCCGACGGAUCCUGAUGCGCGAGUACCGGCCCCACCUGGUCAUGGCGAUCUUCAUCCCGCUCUUCUUCGAGCUGACGGGUAUGAUCGUGGUCACGCUCUUCGCGCCGCUCCUCUUCUUCACCAUCGGGUUCACGAGCCAGAAGGCCAUUCUCGGCUCCAUCAUCACCGACGUCGUCAGCCUGGCGUCCAUCUCCGUGGCCGCGCUCUCCGUCGACCGCUUCGGACGCCGCUUCCUCUUCAAGCUGGGCGGUGGCAUCCUGCUCGUGUGCCUAGUGGGGAUGACGUGGAUCUUCGGCGCAGAGCUGGGCAGCAACGGCGGGAAGGCGAUGCCGAGGCCCUACGCGGUGGCCGUGGUGGCGCUGGUGUGCCUCUUCGUGGCCGGGUUCGGCAUCUCCUGGGGGCCGCUCAAGUGGAUCAUCCCCAGUGAGAUCUUCCCGCUCGAGGUGAGGGCCGCGGGGCAGAGCAUGAGUGAGUCCAUCUCGCUCACGCUCACCUUCGUGCAGACGCAGUCCUUCCUCGCCAUGCUAUGCAGCUUCAAGUAUGGCUCCUUCGCCUACAAUGCCGCUUGGGUCGUCGUCAUGACGGCAUUCAUCAUCGCCUUCCUUCCAGAGACCAAGGGCGUGCCCAUAGAGGCCAUGGGUGCGGUCUGGUCACGCCAUUGGUACUGGAAACGCUUCGUCAAACCGGCACCGGAGCCCACGCCCGCACCAGACAAACUGGCUGACGGGUCGCUUGAAAUGUAAGAGGCUCCGACGUGAUUGUAGGAGGUUUGACUUGUCCUGUUGUAAUAUACCGCAACAACACCAGCUCUGGUUACUGUACUUCCACUAGAAGUAGUGCCUAUAUUUUUUCAGAAAAAAUGUAGUGUCAGUUGUCAAAGGUUGAUGGCCCUUCAUUUUCGCGUGGUCUAUUUUCAAAAAGAAAUUUAUGGUAGGAGCUGUCAAGCAAAGGUGUACUUAUCUCCCUAAAAAAGGUGUACUUAUCAUAGUUUGUAGUUUAGUGACAGUGUUGGUGUGCUACAACAUUUGAACAUGUUAUAUAUAAGUGUUUUUAUUACUGUUUUCGCUUGUGC
Molecule: messenger RNA, 3796 nt
Organism: Triticum dicoccoides
Lineage: Eukaryota; Viridiplantae; Streptophyta; Magnoliopsida; Poales; Poaceae
Product: sugar transport protein MST1-like
Exons: 6
Coding region: 1890-3467 (525 amino acids)
Biological process (GO): monosaccharide transmembrane transport
Cellular component (GO): membrane
Molecular function (GO): monosaccharide transmembrane transporter activity
Source: RefSeq, a predicted model, not a curated record